UCUGCCACGCAGUCCUGCAGGCAAGCCUUUUCAGCACUACGCAGUUUAAGGACAGCUCCCAUGCUGCUCCUGGGAUUCAGCUUUCCACACCCCAAAGCGUUUCUACCUACAAUACUGUGGAGGUAAUUAAUCAACUCAACAAAGACUUCUGAAAACAAGCUAUCAUCGUGCUAUAAAGCAAAGGAAAAAAAAACAAUUAUAUUAUUUUAAGAGAAGCAGCGUCAACAGUAAACACGUUUUCUGCAGAAUUUGUAGUGUUUGAAAGCGCAGCCCGUGCAAAAGCCUGAUUUGGGGUCGAUGAAUGUUACUCUGUUACACUUUGCUGGCGGAAUCCAACUUUUGGACGGGAUGGAAAUCACCGUAGUCCUGCCUGUUAUUUUGGCAGUGAUCUGUUUCGUCGGAGUUGUAGGAAACCUCCUGAUAUUAGCGAUCCUGAUUCACGAUUUUAGAAAAGGAAAGACUUCUAUCGUCAAUGCAUUGGUGAUCAACCUAACCACCGCCGACUUGCUGAUAAUAUUAUUCUGCAUUCCUAUCCGCGCUGUUACUUACUUCAAGCAAUCCUGGACUUUUGGAAGCUUCGUUUGCAAGACGACAGAUUGGUUUCUUCACUGUUGCUUGGUUGCCAAAAGUUUCACUCUGGCCGCCAUGGGACAGGCAAGGUACAACUAUGUUUUGAACCCGCCAAAGUUUUUACAUCUCCACCCAAAGCGCUUAAUUGGCGUAGUUCUCUCAAUAUGGACAAUAUCGUCCGUGCUGCCCAUCCCUCAUGUGAUUUUCACUGCCAUGGAAGAAGAGCAAAGUAACAAUCUGUGCGUUUUUGAGAUACCAUUUUACGCGUCAAACUUCAUGAGCGUCUUCAGUAAGAUCUACCCAGUAGUGGCUUAUAUGCUUCCCAUGCUUUUCACAGUCACCUGCUACACGAAGGCCAUGCUAAGAACGAAGCCCAGGAGAAUCAGGACGUCGAAUCCCCGGCACCAGAGCAAACGGAUCACCCUGAUGUUGAUGUGUGUCAGCUGCGCUUAUGCGCUCAUGUGGCUGCCAGAGUGGAUAGGUUGGAUCUGGGCGCGGCACAGUUAUAACAAAAGCAGUGCCCCUCCGGCUACCUUCAUGAUCUACGUGCAGGUGCUGUUGUUUGUCAACAGCACGGUUAACCCGAUGAUAUUAAUGGCGAUGUCUGAGGAUUUCAGAGACGGGCUCGCUAGUAUUUGGGGAUUGGUGAAGUGCAGGAGGCCGAGGGGCGCUGGGGAGAACAGGAGUCCAAAGGCAGAGGAAAACGGCGCGGAGAUGGGGACCAGUGUGAUCCAUUCCCUUCAGGACCUGCAAACGCUGCCCAUAGAAGAACAUACAGAAGCAUCCGCGAACAAAACGGGGAUAAUACUCCCAGACGUAGAGCACUUCUGGCAACACAGACGAAACACAACCGCAGCAGAGGAAACGGACCCCAUUCCUUGGGAACAUCAGGAAAACCUACAGAGUGCCCAGUGACUGGUUUUUCUACACAUGAUUUACUA
This is a messenger RNA of Acipenser ruthenus (sterlet), 1511 nucleotides long. Its product is annotated as G-protein coupled receptor 151-like. Bases 298 to 1485 code for a protein of 395 amino acids. NCBI's taxonomy places the organism in Eukaryota, Metazoa, Chordata, Actinopteri, Acipenseriformes, Acipenseridae. Gene Ontology annotation, molecular function: G protein-coupled receptor activity. Gene Ontology annotation, cellular component: membrane. The record is from RefSeq and is a predicted model, not a curated record. Gene Ontology annotation, biological process: G protein-coupled receptor signaling pathway. The transcript has a single exon.